This is a messenger RNA of Rotaria sordida, 495 nucleotides long. Lineage: Eukaryota; Metazoa; Rotifera; Eurotatoria; Philodinida; Philodinidae. The record is from the annotation of a GenBank genome assembly.
AUGCGAUUACGAAAACUUGAUCGACUACAUGAAACAUGUGAUUUCAUUGGUAAAGGACCAUUGGAUGAUCAACCAUUUAAACACAAAGCAUCAGACAUAUCAGAACAAACUGUUAACGAUGUGUAUCAAGAUAUUCAAGAAUCGAUAAGCAAACCUAAUACAGAUAUUAUAGUGAACUAUAUCCAGAGAAUUCAAGACCAACAUUCCUCCUUAUCUCCACUACCGCCACCACCACCACCGUCACGACUACCGUCAAGAUCACCGCUGCCAUCAGCACCAUCAGGACAGUCGCCGCCGCCACCACCACUACCGGUACCAGCACCUAUAAUGCCACCACCAUCACCAACGCCAAGUCGAGGAUCUGUAGAAUUAGCACAUACGACUACUUGUUGCGCUUGUCUAUUUCGCCGUCCACAACAAAAUCAACAUCGUGUUUUAGUUUCUGUAACUGAUGGUUUACCAAAUCGUGGAAAUUCACAUCAAAUUCAACUUUAA